UUGCAUUUUACUGGCACUUUCUCUUCAAGCAAAGCACCGGAAGGUGAGCAGAACGUCUAAUGGCGUUCUGCUCCGGUCCUUCGCUCGCUUCGGUGAUCCGACCUCGCAGAAAUCCUCCUGUCAACCCGCUUCCGGCAGGCUUUUUCCACCGAGUUCACUUCUCCGUCUCUCUGAAGAACUUUGUGUCGACGAGUAUGGAUUGCAAUGGAUCCGCACAUAGGAUCUCCGUUGUCUGUGCAAGUGCCGAUGCGGCAUCUACCGAGGAGAUGAGUCCUUCUUCAUCCAGGAUCUUUGUCAAAGGAUUGUCCCGCUCUACUUCUGAAGGAUACUUGUUGAAGCAAUUUUCACAAUUUGGAGAAAUAAGAAAAGUAAAAAUUAUUACAAGCAGAGGUUCCAAGGAGUCCUUGGGGAUGGCAUAUAUAUGGUUUGCCUGUACAGAAUCAACAAAAUUGGCUAUUAAGGAGAUGAAUGGCAAGUUUGUUGAUGGCAGGUUUAUUGCAGUGAUGAUGUCUAGGCCUGAAGCCCCAACAAAGCAGGUAAAGUUUAUGCCUUACAGGUUCUAAUUGGAAACGGUAGCUAUAUUUAUUGUGGGUUUUAAGCAUUUAGAGUACUAAUAUGCUGUUGAGAUGCACCGAGCAUAUAGAAAAUUUCCAUUUAUUCACUGAAAAAAAUUUCAAAGCUUUGUUUGAUGUGAAUGUUACUGUAAGAAAUUUGAAGUUUGGAGUUUUAGUAGACAUGAGCUUCAAUAAUUAGUUUUUUUUAUGAGUUUUCUUAAUUAAGAAAGUUAUUUAGCUGUGUAUAAUAAACUAUUUGUUCAUGCAACAAAGGUUUAAGAAAA
Molecule: messenger RNA, 838 nt
Organism: Dendrobium catenatum
Lineage: Eukaryota; Viridiplantae; Streptophyta; Magnoliopsida; Asparagales; Orchidaceae
Product: organelle RRM domain-containing protein 2, mitochondrial
Exons: 4
Coding region: 60-563 (167 amino acids)
Biological process (GO): mRNA splicing, via spliceosome
Cellular component (GO): catalytic step 2 spliceosome; precatalytic spliceosome; U2 snRNP
Molecular function (GO): RNA binding
Source: RefSeq, a predicted model, not a curated record